Messenger RNA from Fusarium sp. VM40, 729 nucleotides. The record is from the annotation of a GenBank genome assembly. Lineage: Eukaryota; Fungi; Ascomycota; Sordariomycetes; Hypocreales; Nectriaceae.
AUGACUUCAUUCAAUGGGAAAGUGAUUGCCGUGACUGGCGCUGCUUCUGGAAUGGGCUUGGCCACUGCGCAGCUCCUCGCCUCCAGAGGUGCCAUUAUCUCCUUGGCGGACAUCAACGAAGAUUCCCUCCGCAAAGCCAAGGAGUCACUAUCAGGAAGCAAGCACAUUUACCAUGCAGUAGAUGUCAGCAAAAGUGAUUCGGUAAACGCUUGGAUCCAAGAUACUUUGCGAACACUCGGCAGACUCGAUGGUGCUGUCAACAUGGCUGGUAUUAUUGCUGAGCCAACGCCACUCAAAGAUUACGACGAUCAGGUCUGGGACAGAAUGUUUGCAGUCAAUGUACGGGGGGUGUUCAACUGUAUACGUGCAGAAUUGAACGCGAUGUCUGCUGGAGCAAGCAUUGUCUCAGCUGCAAGCGUCUUUGGACAAUUUGGUGCGCCUGGCCAUGUCGCAUAUUGUGCAAGUAAGGCGGCCGUCAUCGGACUUUCAAGAACAGCGGCGAAGGAGAACUCUCACGUUCGUAUCAAUUGCGUCUCACCAGGUUCGGUAAGCACGCCUAUGAAUCAGCACGAUACUCCGGAGCAUAUCGCAAACAGCCUGUCGGGCACUGUACAGAAGAGAAGGGCAGAGCCUAUCGAGGUCGCUCGUGUCAUUGCUUUCCUCCUAAGUGCUGAGGCGUCCUUUGUGACCGGGGCCGUGUACAACGUCGAUGGUGGCUGGGUCUGCUAG